Molecule: messenger RNA, 2484 nt
Organism: Nicrophorus vespilloides
Lineage: Eukaryota; Metazoa; Arthropoda; Insecta; Coleoptera; Silphidae
Gene: Gprk1
Product: G protein-coupled receptor kinase 1
Exons: 11
Coding region: 1-2067 (688 amino acids)
Biological process (GO): protein phosphorylation; G protein-coupled receptor signaling pathway; regulation of signal transduction
Molecular function (GO): G protein-coupled receptor binding; G protein-coupled receptor kinase activity; ATP binding
Source: RefSeq, a predicted model, not a curated record
AUGGCGGACCUAGAGGCAGUGCUGGCCGAUGUCAGCUAUCUGAUGGCGAUGGAGAAGAGCAAAUGCACGCCGGCGGCGAGGGCCAGCAAAAAGAUAGUCCUGCCCGAUCCCAGCGUUCGCAGUGUGAUGCACAAGUACCUGGAGAAGAAGAACGAGGUGAACUUUGACAAAAUCUUCCAUCAGACCUUAGGUUUUCUACUGUUUAAAGAUUUUUGCGAGAACGUGUCCGAAGUCCCGGUGCCGCGGCUUCGCUUCUACGAAGAGAUAAAACAGUACGAGAAACUGGAACGAGCGGACGAACGGAUGAAGCAGGCACGAGACAUCUACGACAACUUCAUCAUGAAGGAGCUUCUCUCGCACACGCACGAUUACUCGAUGGCCUGCCUGCAGCACGUGCAGAAUCAUUUGAUGAAGAACGACGUUCCGGUCACGCUUUUCGAGUCGUACAUUGAGGAAAUCUACAAUCAGUUGCGGGAUGAACCCUUCCGGAAAUUCAUAGAAAGUGAAAAGUACACGCGAUUUUGCCAAUGGAAGAACCUGGAGCUGAACAUCCAGUUAACGAUGAACGAUUUCAGUGUGCAUCGGAUCAUCGGUCGCGGCGGUUUCGGUGAGGUGUACGGCUGCCGCAAGGCCGACACCGGAAAGAUGUACGCGAUGAAGUGUCUGGACAAGAAGAGGAUCAAGAUGAAGCAGGGAGAAACACUGGCACUGAACGAACGAAUCAUGCUGAGUCUGGUGAGCACCGGCGUCGACUGCCCCUUCAUCGUCUGCAUGACGUACGCCUUUCACACACCCGACAAACUGUGCUUCAUCCUCGAUUUGAUGAACGGCGGCGAUCUGCACUAUCACCUCAGUCAGCACGGCGUCUUUAACGAGUCGGAGAUGAAGUUUUACGCUGCCGAAGUUAUACUAGGAUUGGAUCACAUGCAUCGCAGGUACAUCGUGUACAGGGACCUGAAGCCUGCUAACAUUCUGCUCGACGAGCACGGACACGUGCGCAUCUCAGACCUGGGCCUCGCCUGUGACUUUUCCAAGAAGAAACCCCACGCCAGCGUCGGCACGCACGGUUACAUGGCACCGGAGGUCCUCUCCAAGGGUACCGCUUACGAUUCGAGCGCCGACUGGUUCAGCUUCGGAUGCAUGCUGUACAAGCUGCUCAAGGGUCACUCGCCCUUCCGGCAGCACAAGACCAAAGACAAGCACGAGAUCGAUCGCAUGACGCUCACGAUGAACGUCGAGCUACCUGACUCCUUCAGCAAGGAGCUCAAAUCGUUGCUCGAGGGUCUCUUGCAGAGGGACGUCGACAAACGGCUUGGAUGCCGCGGGAACGGAGCAGAAGAGGUCAAGGAGCAUCCGUUCUUCGCCGGCAUCGACUGGCAGCAGGUCUACCUGCAGAAGUACACGCCUCCGCUGAUCCCACCGCGCGGUGAGGUCAACGCCGCGGACGCCUUCGAUAUCGGCUCGUUCGACGAGGAGGACACCAAAGGCAUCAAAUUGACCGACGCCGAUCAGGACCUCUACAAGAACUUCCCGCUGGUCAUCUCCGAGCGGUGGCAAAACGAGGUGGCGGAGACCGUCUUCGAGACGAUCAACUUUGAAGCUGACAAGGCGGAGCACAAGCGCAAAGCCAAGCACAAGUACAAGUUCGAUCUGGACGAGAAGGAGUCCGACUGCAUCCUGCACGGCUACAUCAAGAAGCUCGGCGGUCCGUGGACGUCCAGCUGGCAGAUGAAGUACGCGAAGCUCUACCCCAAUCGGCUCGAACUUCAUCCGGAUUCUGCGAAGCCGGAGAUGAUCUUCAUGGAUCAGAUCGAAGAGGUCAGCGGCGACCUGGUGCAGGUCAAGAACGAGCAGUGCAUCAUCAUCAGGCUGCGAGACGGCAAGAUCGUCCUCACCAAUCCCGACGAGAUCGGCCUGAAGGAGUGGCUCACCAGCCUCAAGUCGGCGCACAAGCAGAGCCUCGAGCUACUAGGUUCGAUGGCAAAGAAGGCGGGUAAAAUCUACGGUACAGAUUCGAACAACAAGAACGCAAUCAUCACCACCCAUCGCAAUACCAACGGCAAUUAACGACAACACGCGUCAGAGUGUGCAAGAGAUACAUUAUAGUGUACAGAUGAGAGAGAGAGAGUGAGUGGUGCUCACAAAAGAGAAACGUAACGCGUAAAUGGAUACGAAGGUGAUCUUUCCUUUAAGUUAAUUAAUCCCGCAUGGAAACACAGAUGUGUGUGUAUGUGUGCGCGCGCGUGUACGUUGCUAGUUUUAACAGAGGAAAACAAACACAAGAGAGAAAAGAGUAGCGCUAGGUUGAAUGUAGAAAGACGGACGAUGUUUUAUCCUUCUAGUAAGUAGAUCUUUCUUCGCUAGAACAUUGUACCAAGAGAAUCGAGAGAGCGUGCGUUGUUAGGUAUUUGUUUCUUUUUAUAUACUAUACAUAUAUAUAUAUAUACACACACACAAACAUAUAUAUUUUUUUAAUAGUCAGCG